UAUCUAUAUGCAAGUUUGUUUUUAUUUGCAGAUAGGAAUCGCUGUACAAAACAUUGCAUUUGUUUGGCUGUAAACCUUGGCUUUUUCAAAGUGUAUUUGUGUUUGUUUUAGUAAAUAUGUAAAAAUUCGAUGAAACUUGAUAAAUCAGUGCUUUACCGGAGUUAUUGAACUCGUGAUAAAACUGUUAAUUACGGGCUAACAAAAAUUCGCAGAUCGUUCAGCAUGGAAAUGUUAACAAUCUAGCUUAAACGUGAUAACACUUUCGCCUCACAAUGGAGGGUGACCCCAACCUGAAGUCCGAGCACGCGGAGAUACGUUCGUUUGUACUUUUCAAAAACUACACCGAGCGGACCGUGGACAUCUACUGGGUGAACUAUUCGUCAAAGUUCAUCCACUACUCAGCCUUGGCGCCAGCAGCCCAAGUACCCGUGAAUACUUACGUUACCCAUCCGUGGGUAUUCAUCGACAAGUUGACCGGUGAGCGAAUGCUAGUCAACGGUAAACCAGUCUACUACCCGGAACCAUGGUACACCAACAUCGACGGCAACGGAAAGCUGAAUCGGAUCGAAGUUCGAAUACAUUACCCACUGCGAAGCUUGAAAGAUAUCUGCACAUGGAGAGUUUUCUCUUCCCUGCAGGAUAAGCACAGCUUCAUCGGACUGGAUAUUCCAAAGACUCUAAUUGAAGAUCUGAGGUCAUGCUAUAAUCUCUAUCUUAUGAGCUCUAAUUUAGGAACGUAAAACACAUGUGAUUUUUAAUACAAAUAGGCCAAACUCUCGGGACAAGGUACCAGGAAUGUUUAACUAACUGGACAAGCAACUAUAGGGACAAUGUUCUCAAUUUGAAAUAUAAGUUGUGAAAUAAAUCCGACUAGACAA
This is a messenger RNA of Armigeres subalbatus, 878 nucleotides long. RefSeq names its product protein Vhl (gene Vhl). The coding region runs from base 273 to 740 and encodes 155 amino acids. Lineage: Eukaryota; Metazoa; Arthropoda; Insecta; Diptera; Culicidae. The record is from RefSeq and is a predicted model, not a curated record. The transcript is spliced from 2 exons.